Molecule: messenger RNA, 12037 nt
Organism: Caenorhabditis angaria
Lineage: Eukaryota; Metazoa; Nematoda; Chromadorea; Rhabditida; Rhabditidae
Source: the annotation of a GenBank genome assembly
AUGUUUCAUAUUUGGAUAUUUUUGGUGAUAUUCGAUGGUGUUUAUUGUCAACCAGCUAUUCCGCCACCAGAAAGACCAGGUUUGUGUGGGUUAAUUAGAAGUUUAGGAGCAUUUUCUGAUCGGUGAUUUUGUGAGCUUUUUUUGAUGACCUAUUGGUUGAAGAAAAGUUAUAGUACAGUAGAUUUUAAAGCUAAAACGAAUAAAUUAUUAUUAUUAUUAUUAUUCUUCGAACGUAUCAAAAGUCUAUAAGACCGAGAGGACCAGAAUAUGUGUUCACUUUUCACUUUCGUUUCCAAAAUGAUACUUUUCGAUUCUGAUACAAAUCUGUGCUUUUUUGUUUUUGAAAUAAAAUAUGUGCUCAUUUUGGCUUCUGAAUCAAAAAAAAAGUAUGCUCACUUUCGGUGCUAAACACAAAAAUGUGAUUCUUUUUGAUUCUGAUCACAAAGAUGGGCUCUUUUUUGCUUCCGGACAAAACUAGGUGCUCAUUUUUGUUUCUGAAUCAAAGUUGUGCUUAUUUUUGCUUUUGAGCAAAACUAUCAUCUAUAUCAUAAUUCCUGAAAAACACCAUAUUUCCUACAGAACCUUUUAUUUUCCGAAAACCCUCUACUUUCUAAAAAACCCUUCAUUUUUUCUAAAACCCUUAUUUCCGAACAGAGCUGAGCUUUUUUUAUUCCGAACCAAAAAUAUUACUAAUUUCAAAUCCUGAGCGAAAAAAGUUAAUUUCUAAUUCAAAUGUUAUGUCCAGUUUUGCUUCUGGAACAUACUCAGAGAUUCGCUGGCCAGCUCGCCACUAGAUCAGGACCAGGUGGCCGUAAAGUUCAAAACGAGCUGAAUUUGAUUCGGCCACCAGGUCGCCUUGAGUUUUCCGGCCACGCGGCCUGUGUAUUUGAAAUCCUGGAAAGCUAGCAAGACGGUGGUUUGUACUCAAAAUAGUGCAUUUUUUACUGUUUUUUUCACUUCGUAAGGUUUCUAGUACUCCGAAAAAACAGAAAAUGAGCCAAUUUCUUUUAGAAUGCUCGGAUUCACAAGUUUUUUGGACUUUUUUCUCUUAAGCGAGACGAUCUGGACGCGAGGUCGGGUCGAGCUGGACAACCUGCGCGAGGUGGUCUGCAUGAACUGAACCACCUCGCGACCAGGUCGUCUGGCAAAAAAUACGGGCGAUGUGGUUGUCCGUGUCAAUUUCAGAUGGGCAGUCGACCCCACCUAGUGACCAGCUGGCCAGCGAAUCUCUGAGUAGUUUCAAGUAAACUUUGGCGGAACUUGUUUUAAAGGACUUUUUCAAUUCCGAAGCAAAAAUAGCCAGUUGUUAUCUAGGAUUUGAUUGUCGAUUUUUCUCAAAAAUUUCUUCCUGAAGCAAUUUUCUGAGCCAAAGUUGUUUUGACUACUAUUUUUAAAUGAUAAAAAAGAAGAAGCCUCGGAAAUCAAACAUUUUUUGACACACAUUUUUCAAAAACCGGGAGGAACAUGUAACCUAACCCAUAUUUAUUUAUAUGUAUGCACUUAUGAAAAAUUGUGGCAUCAAAAAUCAAACAGGAUGAGAGUAGAUUAAAUUUCAAUCUAAAAAAAUCAGGGAUACUGUGGUUUUUUAUUCAAAAAAUGUGUUAUUAUGAAAAAUGAUAAACUAUUGUUAAACACUUCAAAAAAUGUAUUUUUAGAAUGUUCGGCUGGCUGGCAAUCACCCGACUUAACCUAUGUUCCAUCAAUCAAUCAAUGCACAGAAUAUACAACCGGAAAUGGUAUUCCGUGUAAACCAAACAACCCGUUCACCUGCACUGGAAGAAAUCCAUUUUGCGCCAAAUCGCAAGACACAAAUGUAUUCAAAUGUUGUAGUGAUAUUAUUCAAGAUUCAAGUGAAAUGGGUAAUCUGACUGAAAGUCAAGUAAAACCAAGUAAGUUUUGAAAAAUCUGUUUUGAAAUGUCAAAACGAAAAACAUUAUGGGAAAUUAUCUGGAAAGCCAGUGGAAGCAACAUUAGUUUGAAAAUUUAAAAGUUCAAAAAAAGUGAAACACCGUGUAAAAUCUCUUGACAAAUUCAGAUGUUUCGAGCUGCGUUUUUCUGUCAAUUAAGAUUUUAAUGAAAAAUAGAAAUGAAAUUGAUUCAAAUGAGUAUAUUUUUAUGUUAAACUCUACCUGUAAGAUAUCAAGGAUUUCAUAUUAGGAUGUUCAUUUUUCUAAACUCCCCCUUCCGCGGGGUCCUCACCCCAUUGAAGACAUUUUUUGUUCAUUGGAAAUAAUAUUUUGGAUAGUAUUAGUUUUUUUGUUUAUUUGUUUUUCGCUUCUUAUUUGUUUUUAUUUGAUUCUGAUGGGUUUUUGGCGAAGAAUAAAAUGUCGACAAAAACGUUCAAUUACUCGUAAACGAUUGGAUAAUGAAUCAAUAAAAUUAGUAAAUCAGAAUGGCCGGAACUUUUUUAGAUUUGCAAUCAUUAAUGACAAAAACUAGAUAUUUUCACCAAUAAUAUUCUGGAAUUUUUCUCAACAUUCUAUUCUUCUCUUUCUCCCUUAGUUUUAUUGGGUGACUUUGAAAAACCUUACAGUAUGCCCUGCGGGAGCAAUUCCCUACAAAAUGCCACAUGUUUUGUUGUGUGAUCCGUCAAUUGUCAAUAUUUGUCCAUACGAUUAUAAGGUGAAUUUUUUUUUGAAACGUUUUGAACCUCAAACAUCUUAUUUUUUUAAUUUCCUCACUUGUGAGUUUAAUUUCGCUCACCAACAAUCCUAUUUUCCAGUGUGUCGAGGCUGCAAACGGUGCCCAGCUGCCUCCGGAUGGUAGAUCGCUCUGCUGCAAAACCACAACGCUUUAUUCAUUUGCCUCAGUUUUUGGUGAAGCCAAAAUUACACCAAGAAUUGUGCCAAAUCCGCCAUUGUCUGCUAUUGAAUUUGUGAGUUUAUAAUUUGACUCUAGAUUUUGAGACUGUGGAUGAAUAGGUUACUGUGAAGAAAAAUAUCAGACAUCGCAAAAUUAGGAUUUCAGGAGUAGAUUUUUUGAAAUUGGAGUGAUUUUUCAGAUAAAGUUAAUCUUAAAUAGAAAUUACUGUAUCUAGAAAUCAGGAGUAUUUCAAGUACGUGAACAAUAUUUUGAUUAACUCACUGUUACUUUAGUUCAAUUGGAAUUUUGAUAAUACAAUAACUGACAUUUUAAGUAAAAACUAUUCACAAUAUUUUCCAGGUAACUCUAAACGUGCAUACUUCGGCCAAAGAGCAUGCUCCCGAAAUCCGCAUCGGCGAUCAUUUUGUGCUCACCCCAUACAAACUCUAUGAACCAGCAUAUCUCAAAAAAGUGAAACUUUUCAGUGAUUUUGGCUAUGGUUCAUAUGUUCAUGUUUUAUUAUUUGGUCAGUUUUUUUUAGUCUUGCUCAGUGAGCCGGAACAAUUGGAUUUGAGUCGAACGUAUUUAUUUUUGUUGUUUUUUGCAGAUCCUCUUUCAACAACCGAAACAAUGCAAUUAUAUUAUGAUCGACCGACAUCUAACGGCAAAAUGAUUCCAUUGGAUGAGCCGAUACCAGAUGGCGGAUUCAUUUCAAAGAAAAUUUUCAAUGCUGCUCCAAUUACACAGAUUGAAAAUCCAACAAGACCUGGGCCUAUAAAAGAAUGUGAGAAAAUUGGAAACCAUAUUUAUAAGAACUCAACUCCGUUCUCAAAAUCUAUUUUCAUACCGUAUCAUAUUUUUCCAAGUUUCCGUUUUGAAGCAUAGAAAUCGUGCAAAGUCUAGAAACCCUGAAAAAACCAGAUUUCUCUAGACCACCAUAUUUUUGUUUUCUUCACAGAUCGUAAGCUUUGGAUAGUAUUGGUCUUCAAAACAGUUAAUCCAAUCACUCGGCUAUAUAUUCUUUCUUCAAAAGAUCUCCACAAAAAUUAUCGAUCGGUUACUGAAUUUUUGAAAUCAGACACUGGAAAUAUGUUGGGAACUCCAGUAGCCGGCACAUAUUUUUACGUGAGUUUUUGAAAUUUGAAUUUUAUUUUUGAUUUAAUCUAACUUUUUUCAGCUGACAACUGAUUGAUCAAACCUGUGUCAUUAAUUUAUUUGUUCAAUCCUUGAAAAAUUUUUUUAUAUAAUAAAAAGUUAUUUAUUGUUUUUUGAAAACAAAAUCCCUAGAAGUUGUGGUGUAAGAAGAACACCCGAACAAACAAACAAAAAAAUGCUGAGACAAAUAUGAAACAUGUCAAAAAUGUAAAGACAAAACGCGCGAAAAAUUUUCGCUUUUCUGUUUUCACAAAAAGUCCAUUGGGAAUCGCGGAAGAACUCUCUUCUUGCACCAAAAAAUCUCCAUUUUUCUCUAUAUAUUCCCAAAAUGUGUCAUUUCAGUUGUCUUCACACCACAUACACAAACAAAAUUGGGCGUGGCUUGAGGAAAAACGGGGGGAGAGCCGAAAAAAAAAAAAGAGAAGCUGAAGCUUGAGCUUAAACCAAAAAAUCUUGACCACGCCUUUUUUUCAUAUGUGAGUGAGUGAGUGAAAAAAAAAGAAUUUCGUGAAAGUGGUAUGUUUUUUCACGGUGAAUAAAUACAUAAAUGAUUAAAAAAUCCGAACCAAUAUUCAUAUGUAUUCAGUUUAUAUUUAUUCUGAUUUUAUUUUCUGCCAACUUCUUUUGCCAAUGUGAUGAGAUUGAGGAUGAACUUUUUCGAAAUUCUACAAAUUCGAAUUCUUCAGAUAAAUCUUCUGGUAAGACCUUUAAAAAACAAUUAUGAAACUCGAAAAAAAAGGCCAAAAAAAUGAAAACCUGGAACCCCACAAUUUUUUUUUGAAAAAUUGUUCAAUCAAACUUGAUGGAUGCUUCUCUAAAAAAUUACGUAUUUUCCAGAUGCUUUCGAGAGAACCUAGAAAGGCUCGAGAGCUUAGAGAGCCUAGAAAGCCUAGAGAGCCUAAAGAGCCUAGAGAUCCCGGAUGGCCUAGAGAGCCUAGAGACCCUGGAGAGCCUAGAAUUCCAGACAUAUGUUAACUUCGCGUGAAUACUUAAUGAACCAUUUUUUCAUUUUCUCAUCAAUUACUUUUUCUUUCUUUUUUUUGAAUAAAAAGAGACACAAAAAAAGAAAAGUACACAACGCCUAAUUUUUAUGUUAAUUUCAAAUUUAUUCGAAUUUUUUUGUUUUUGAAAGAAAAUUGACAACAGUAGUAAUGUCAAAGUCUUCAUUAGAAAAAGUAAUAAAAAAGUUGGUUUUAAAUGUGUCACAUUAAAAGAAUGAAGGAUUUCUGAAUAUUUGGAUUGACAAGUUUUAUUAGACCACCCAAAAAAAAGUAAAAGGGAUCUUUGGGGGAGAGGGAAUUUUUUUCGGAUUUUAAAAGCUUGAAAAAUUUUUGAACUGAAUUUGAAACAGUAAAAAAAUACUGUAGGAUGAAAUUUUCAAAAAUUCUAAAAAUUCCUAGAUCCUAGAGAACAUAGAAAGCGUAGAGAGCCUAGAGCCUAGAAAACCUAGAGAGCUUAGAGAGCCUAGAAACGCUUAUCUACAGUACAUUUGUGUUUUCCUGUCAUAUUUAUUUUUGAUCCGAAAAUCUUGUUUUCUGCCGCCAAAAUUGGAACCAACAAACAAAGAACAAUUUAUUAUCCUUAAUAAUUGCUGACUCAUUUUAGCGCCCAAAAAUCUUCUUAUUUUUUCCAAUUUUUCCAAGCUCAAAAAAAUGUUACCCAAAAAUCUCUGUCUUGCGUGUGUAAAAGUCGUACCGGAAACCAAUCGCCAUCAGUGAAAUGGCGGGGAUUCUCUCUUUUUCUUGAAUUGUGUGUGAAAAAGUUGUGUUGGCGUAAAUUUGGGUGGUGCAGGAAAAAAGAGAAAAGGGAAGAAAAAUGAAACAAUUUGCAUAAAUGACGCAUAUAAAGUGUAUGAAAAUUGGAUUGCAAUCGGAAAAAAAGCGUGGUGAUUCAAUUUUUGAUGAAUGUCAUUUUGUUUGUUGACAAGGGAAACAUUCUGGUUGUAAAAUCAAUGAACAUUUUUAGAUUUAGAGAAGAUAUCAAGAAAUUUGCCAAAAAUUGAUAUAACCUAAAAAUAUGAAAACUUAUUUUAAAUUUUAAAACAAGGACUCGGGGAAAAAGAUUUUCCUUCAGAAAUGCGCCAGCGCAUCCCAAGCAUCUAGAAAUGCACCCUCAAAACUUCCAAGUUUUUUUGAAUUAGGAAUAAAGAAGUAGACAAGAACAAAAAAACGCGAAAAAAUUUGUCUUCCGUUUGUUUUUGUGUGUUCUGGUAAUUGAAUUAUUAUUGCUGGCAAGCCACCAUUUUAUUUAUUUUUUUUAUAGCGAAAAUGAUGGAAAACGGAUGUAUUUUUAGGAUUUUGUUGAGGGAAGACAAGUUGAUUGAGAGAAGUUCUGGUAACUUGAAUAACAUUUUUCUCUGCAACAUAUUGUUCAAAAUUUUUGAAGUGUUGUUCGUGAUGAAAAUUUGAUUACGUAAUUUUUACAAAAAAACUGAGCAAAGUGGAAAAAAUAAUAUGCAUAUAAAUUUUUUUGGAUUUAUCCAGCCAAGCCUUAAUUUCUCAGAAUCCGAAUACGACGAUGAAGAACGUCUUCUUAUCGACCUAUUUCGCGAAUACAAUUAUCUAAUCCGUCCAGUUCAAAGUGUUCACAGUCCUCCGGUUGAAGUACAAUUCGGUGUUGCUAUGAUUCUUCUGAUCAAUGUCGAUGAAAAAAAUCAGAUUCUUCAGACAAAUGUGUGGCUUACAAUGAAAUGGACAGAUUUCCAAUUAAAAUGGAAUCCAGAGGAAUACGGUAUGAAAUACUUUUAAUUAUGCAAUGAACUAACAAUAAGUGUAAAAAUAUUGCAGGAAACAUCAGAAAUCUGCAUAUUCCUUCGGAUCGAGUUUGGCUUCCUGAUAUUGUACUUUUCAACAAGUAAGUGUCCAAAAAAUUCUAGAUUUCGGCCAAAUUUCUGCUCAAAAUCUAGUUUUAUUUUAUUUUAUUGAAUUUUUGUCUUCAAAAAAAUUCAAUUUGAUAGAAAAAGAGAGAUAUACACAUGUCACCUACUACAAUUUAUACUAGCCUUUCCUAACUAACAAGGAAACAUGUUUUUAUUGCAUUUAUGUAUGUUAGGAUCUUUGAAAAAGCAAGAUUUUUGGGAAAAUGUGAAAAGAGGGAAAGUGUUAGAAACAAUUUUGGUGGAAGCUUUGAAUCAAAGGAACCGGAAAUUUUGAAUUGUUAGAAAAUCUUUAGAAUUCUUAAUUUUUCCGGAAACUGGCGAAGAAUGAAUGGGUUUUAGAAAUUUUGUUUAAAGAUUUCUUGGUUAAAGUUUCGAAAAAAAAGGGAAACGGAAAUCUUGGAUGCCAAGGAAUCUUUCAAAAAAACUUUGUUCCGGGUGCAAACUAGUUAGACUUCUAAAAAUAUACUUCUGAAUUUCAAACAACAACAAAGUUUGACUAAAAUAAUCAGAUUUAUUUUGAACUCUUUGUUGUGCACGAAUCAAUGAAAAGCAAUUUUUUCAAAAAUUGAUAGAGAUAACAUGAAAAGUGAGGGAAAAUAAAUUUAUCAAAAAAAUUUCAGCGCUGAUGGAAACUAUGAGGUGUCUUUCAAAUCGAAUGUUUUUGUGGAAUAUAAUGGAAGUGUGACUUGGGUUCCACCAGCAAUGUUUAAAAGUAGUUGUCGGAUUGAUGUUGAGUGGUGAGUUUAAAAAAAUAAGUGGAAGAGAUAGGUUUUCAGAAAAUAGAGAAGGUCGAAAAAAACAUUCACAAGGAAUGAUCGCACAAGUGACCCCCUGAAAUUUUGAUCUACUAUGUGGAAGUUGAUGUAUAUGGCGAGAUAUGAAAAACCCCAAACGGAUUUUGUAGGAGAAAAAUCAUUGGGGAAGUUCCAGGGGGUCUAAAAUUUUAGUUACAAUAAAUUUCGAAAAUGACAUAUAUUUUCAAAAAAUCGUAUUCCAGCUCAAACUUCAUGAAAAUUGACAAACUUUGCGUCAUUUUGCAGCUAAUGUGAAGUACUUUUAACGGUACUUACGACCAUAUUUAUCAGAUUUUUUUCAAGAUUUGGAAACAUGAGGGAAAAAAAUGAAAUUUUUUUUUUACAUUUUCAUAUAAAGUCGCCGUUUUAGAAGCCUGGGCGGAUUGUGGGACCCGUUCCAUCGGAUUCAGCGUCAAAAAAUACGUCGGAAAACAUACUUGAAUAUUGUUAGAGUCAGCCAUUGUUGAUAUGUUAAUAUCCGAUUUUUAUUAUCAACCCAUAAAUUUUGACAAAAAAAUGUCAUUUGUUUGUUUUUUUGAAACAGUAAAAUUUUCCUAUGUAAUUUUUCAUGGUAAAAAUGAUUAAAAAUCGUUUUCAAAACAAUUUUUGUGACUAUCAGACGUUGUUUCAUAAUGAUCAGAUUUCAAAAAAUUUUCGAAGCAUUCAAAACUGAAAAAAAAAACAUUUUUUGCAGUGUAAGAGUCCGAAUCCAAAAAGUUUGUUUGCAAAACAUUGCUUACUUUUUUCCACGCAAAAAUGGGCCAUAAGGUGCUCCAUGAAAGUAACAGUCUCAAGAGUUGGCUGCUUGGAAAAAAAAUUCUCAAGGCUCGGCUCCUUGAAACAAACAGUCCGAAGGCUCGGCUUCUUGAAACAAACGGUCUCAAGGGUUGGCUGCUUGGAAAAAAAAUUCACAAGGCUCGGCUCCUUGAAACAAACAGUCCGAAGGCUCGGCUUCUUGAAACAAAGAGUCUCAAGGGUUGGCUGCUUGAAACAAAAAUUCACAAGGCUCGGCUCCUUGAAACAAACAGUCCGAAGGCUCGGCUUCUUGAAACAAACAGUCCGAAGGCUCGGCUCCUUGAAACAAACAGUCCGAAGGCUCGGCUUCUUGAAACAAAAAAAAAACACUGUUUGUUUCAAGAAGCCGAGCCUUAGGACUGUUUGUUUCAAGAAGCCGAGCCUUCGGACUGUUUGUUUCAAGGAGCCGAGCCUUGAGAAUUUUUUUUCCAAGCAGCCAACUCUUGAGACUGUUUGUUUCAAGAAAAUUUUUUGAAAUCUGAUCAUUAUGAAACAACGUCUGAUAGUCACAAAAAUUGUUUUGAAAACGAUAUUUAAUCAUUUUUACCAUGAAAAAUUACAUAGGAAAAUUUUACUGUUUCAAAAAAACAAAAAAAUGACAUUUUUUUCUCAGCACUUGACUCUGUAGACUGACUGUAGAAAUUUCGUUGGUACUUUGUACGAAAACGGGGAAGAGAGAAUUGCACAUAAGUAACAUCCGUUUAUCUACAAAGUAGCUACAGAACAGCAACGGCGUAGCUACGGAUUCAAAAAUAAUAAAGAGCGGUCACUUCACUUCAUUUCUGUCCGCGAAUUGUGUAGCUACAGCGUAGAUACGCUGUACCUACGUUUUCAUCUCUGAUUGUGUGACGCUUGGCAGCUCUCGUCAGAAUUUAAGGUGUGCGUAAUAACGAUUUAUCAUCUGCGUAGCUACGAAUUUGAUUUUUUUCGUAGCUACGCUGAAGAUAAAAUGAACCUACGAUUUUCGGGAAAAAAAGUGUAGGUACAGCGUUCAUUCGCUGUAUUCACACUUCUUCAAUUUGUACAGUCAGUCUACAGAGUCAAGUGCUGAGUUGUCAAAAUUUAUGGGUUGAUAAUAAAAAUCGGAUAUUAACAUAUCAACAAUGGCUGACUCUAACAAUAUUCAAGUAUGUUUUCCGACGUAUUUUUUGACGCUGAAUCCGAUGGAACGGGUCCCACAAUCCGCCCAGGCUUCUAAAACGGCGAUUUUAUAUGAAAAUGUAAAAAAAAAAUUUCAUUUUUUUCCCUCAUGUUUCCAAAUCUUGAAAAAAAUCUGAUAAAUAUGGUCGUAAGUACCGUUAAAAGUACUUCACAUUAGCUGCAAAAUGACGCAAAGUUUGUCAAUUUUCAUGAAGUUUGAGCUGGAAUACGAUUUUUUGAAAAUAUAUGUCAUUUUCGAAAUUUAUUGUAACUAAAAUUUUAGACCCCCUGGAACUUCCCCAAUGAUUUUUCUCCUACAAAAUCCGUUUGGGGUUUUUCAUAUCUCGCCAUAUACAUCAACUUCCACAUAGUAGAUCAAAAUUUCAGGGGGUCACUUGUGCGAUCAUUCCUUGUCAGAUUUUUUCCAAGCUAAUUGACUUGUGCAGAAGAAUAAGAUGUUGACAAAAACAAGAUUUUCUCUUUUUUUCUAAAUUUGGAACCAUAAUUUUUUGACAAAAUCUAAAUUCUUUCACAAAUAAUAUUUUUUAUUUUUUGUCGACAUUUUAUUAUCCUGCGUUCGCCCAUAAGAAAUUUGGGAUUUCAGCGUUUUCUCUUUCUUUCUAAAAGCUUUUCCCCGUUCAGACCUGAUAAAAACUUUUAAUUUAAUAUUCAAUUCAACUUAUCAAUUUUCAGGUUCCCAUUCGACGAACAAACUUGUUCACUAGUUUUUGGCUCAUGGACCUAUAAUUCUGAAGAAGUUUUGCUUUACUGGUAUAACGAUAUUCAAGCUGUCCAACUUCAUGAUUAUUCAUAUUCUGGAAUUUGGGAUGUUAUAGGUAUAUUGAAAAUGCUCAAAAAUUAAAAAAAAACAACUGAAUUUCAGAUGUGCCAGCGCAAUUAGUUCACAAACCAGAGCUCAAAGAAAAUAAAAUGGUUUUCAAUGUAGUUAUUCGAAGGUGCAUAUAAUCUUUUUUUUUUAUUAAAAAAAUCAAUUUUUUUCAGAAAAACCCUUUUCUAUACUGUUAUUCUGAUAAUACCUACCGUACUCAUGGCGUUCCUUUCAGUGAUGGCAUUCUAUCUCCCAGUAGAUUCUGGUGAAAAAGUGUCACUCACAAUUUCACUCCUCCUUGCUUUGGUGGUUUUUUUGCUGCUUGUCUCCAAAAUUUUGCCACCAACUUCGAAUAUUCCACUGAUGGGCAAAUAUUUGCUGUUGGCUUUUGUGCUGAAUAUUGCGGCUGUUGUGGUGAGUUUGGGAAACAUGGUUUUCGUAAUUUUUUUUUUGAAAUGUGAAAUUUUGAUUUGAGAAAAAACCACAAAGUAGUAAGUGCUAAUCAUUCAGAAAAAUCUCUCAAUUGAUCCGAAAGUCUUUCGAAACAGUGGAGAAAAGGGUUUGACUUUUACAAUUUUCAAAGAACGAAUAUAACUGGAAAAGUUGGUUCGAUGGAUUUAUUAUAAGUAGGAAUUUCUGAAUUGUUUUUUUCUGAAUUCCCAGAAGUUCACUGGUUCUAGAAAUUUAGAAUUUCGAGAAUGUUGAUUCCAGAAUUUCAAAAUUUCAAUAUUCACUCUAAAAAUACGAUUGUUCAAUAUAAUCUAAUCCCAUCACAAACUUCAGAAAACACCAAAAAAUUGCUUUCCAGGCCACUGUUCUAAUCGUCAACAUCUACUUCAGAAGUGCGCUCUCACACAAGAUGCCAACAUGGGUUCGAAAAAUAUUCCUCGAAUUUCUUCCUCAUCUUUUAGUGAUGAAGAGACCGGAACGAAUUCCAAUUUUCAAUGGAUAUUUUGUUGAAGAAUAUUGUGCAUCAGAAAUUUUUGAUGCUAGUUUGGUAAUGCCAUCAAUGACUGCAACAAUGUUGCCAUUUUUACAAGUCACAUCGCCCACAAUGGAAAAUGCGCCAACAAGUAGCAGCACGGCAAAUAAUGAACAUCAUGAAAAUUGCUCGAGGUGGAAGAAACGAUUGUCUUUUAGAAUGUCGAGGAGAAGAGCGCCGAGGGUGGGUUAAUUUUUGAAGUCUCGUGCUUCACAAAAAUUUGAAGUACUUCUCAAAAUACGAUAUCUGAAACUUUAUAUUCUUCAUUGAUUAAUUAUCACAAAAAAUUUUUGCUAACAAAAAUAUUUUCUGAUUUUCAGGUUCGUCUUGACGAAGAAUCCGAAGACAUUGUCGAAGAUUCAAACUCAAAUCACAUAGAUCCAUAUCACGAAAAAAUCAGUAAAGAAAUGAUCACAACUGUCGAAGCAAUCGCAUACAUUGCCGAACAUAUGAAACGAGAAAUGAGUUUGAAAAAAAUGCGCGAUGAUUGGAAAUAUGUGGCAAUGGUAUUAGACAGAUUGCUACUUUUGGUAUUUUUUGGUAUUACUCUUGGUGGAACACUGGGGAUUAUUUGCUCGGCUCCACAUGUUUUUGAGUUUAUUGACCAGGAAGAUAUUAUCAAUAAAUUGCGGAUAAAAUAUGUACCAGAACAUUUGAGAUAA